Molecule: messenger RNA, 861 nt
Organism: Echinostoma caproni
Lineage: Eukaryota; Metazoa; Platyhelminthes; Trematoda; Plagiorchiida; Echinostomatidae
Source: the annotation of a GenBank genome assembly
AUGUCUGUGCUCAGCAUUCGUGCCAUCUGGGACAUGUUCAUCGCAUUGACCGAGGCCGAGCAAACGCGAUUGCUUGGCUCGUUCUACGCCCGUUCCCAAAUGAAAAAUGCGCACCCGGAGCUGAGUGACCUGAACGGAGAUUACUCAGAUGGGGACACAGGGCUCAGUUCGGACGAAUGUGUCAAACGUCGUGGGCCUCCCAAAUCACGUCGUGGAGCGGCUCAGCGUAAGACCGAACUGCGUUCCGGACCUAAGGGCGAUGCAUGUAUCGACACGGGGAGCUUCGCUGUCGUUGCGUCAACACUCAACGCGUCGCUAGACACCGAAUUAACCGACGAUUUACAUUAUGAUGGAACGCAACUUGAAUUAAGAGAUUCGCUGUCUCGCCGUUUCGCUGACCUCCUAUCCAAACCACACAAUCCUUUGCCAAUCAAUGGACGUCGGAAACACAAUGGAAGAAUUCGUCGAGCCAUAACCUCAUUGGAUUUGUGUCUAAUUCACCGUGUUGAGUCGGAAUUGAGACGCUGGUUUUCUGUUAAGAAACUCCCAACGGGUGCUGGUGACUCUCCCAGUAAUAUUUCUAAACGACAGCCUAGUCGAUGGACUCCAACGUUAUCCUUAGUGUGCCGAACAGGAACAAGUGAGGAGCUCAGCACCAACAAUUUGUUGUGUUUGGAUGCAUUCGAGCGUCUGUUGGUUCACUCAGUAGCCAACUACUUGGGAUUGUUUUCGUACAGUAUCUGGUCCGACAAGUUGGGUGAGCGUCAGUUGUGGGUCGAACUACGUGUGGGACAACUGUUCAAUCCACCUGAAAGGACAUUUGUGAACCUGAUCGAAAGCAGACUGACUACCGGGAUUUAA